GACAUCGCCGAUCGACCCCGUCAGAAGUGAAAAUUUUUCGGUGGGUGUAAGGAGUGCGCUAGCGAGAACCGUUCUCGAAAGCUGGAAAAACCGUGAAAAAAGCUGCCGCAAUCCUCAUCGAAACCACUUGAUGACUUUGCCAAGAGACACGCUUCGAUGUCUCGGCAGUUCGGAUAAUGCUUAAACUACCCAAAGGAUUAAAGAAAAAGAAGAAAGGCAAAAAGUCCAAAAAAGACCAAGAACUAUUCACCGAAGAGGAGCUAGAGCAGUACCGACGCGAGCACCAGUCGGCCUCGGCACUCAACUCGGCCGCACCUUCCGACACCGAAGAUCAUCCGGGGGAGAAAUCUGGCGAGAACGACGAGGAAUGGUCCAAGUUCGCUGCGCUAACCACUGGUAUCGAUUCGGUGCUUAAGAAGACCCAGCAGGAUCUCGGCCGCAUCAAGGAGAGCUCGUUCUUCCAGAAGCAACCGACCAAGGUCGAACUCGAAGCGAAGGAACGUGAAGAGCAGGCACAACGAGAACGAGAGGAGCAGGAACGGGCGAAGGAAGCUGCCAAGGAAGCAGAGGAGAAGCGAGCCGCCGAAGAGCUCAUCAACGCCGUUGUUGAGCUCUCCGACUCGGAACCCAACUCUGAGGUUGAGGAGGACAUCUUCGAUACCAACUACACCGAUGCUAUAGCCUCUGGAGAACUUCCGAUCGCGUAUGUGCCGGAAUCACCAGAACUAGAAGAGUUCGAAGGUCCAGACCCGUUCGAUACCUCGUACGCCGAUAAGGUCAUCAAAGGCCCGGAAGUAUCCAAGCGUGGCAAGAAGAUCGUUAAUAUCGGAGCAGCUGUCCAAGUUCUAACCGGUCGCGUAGAAAACGUUUCAACAACCGCCAAAUCCCGACCGAAGCCACGUCGAGGACCCAAGAAUCUCCUCCUAGAAAGCUUCGACGACGGAGAAGCACCGGACGGUGCGGAAGCCGGUCCCAGCGAACCCGCUCAACCAGCGCUUCUAAGCCUACUCGACGAUCCGUCUGAGCUCCCGAGCGAUGCUCCGAUCGACCUAGGCGUCUCGCUUCAUCUCGCGCUCCAAAAGGAUCAGGAAUCCAAACAAGAACUCGAAGCCGAACCCGAGUUUAACCUCGACGAGUUUGACGAUCUCAAGACCCGCCAGCCGGAACCAGCCCUUGAAGGGGACGACGACUUUGAGCUACUCGUUUCGAAGAAGCCGUCUCGUCCGCCACCACCGCGACCUGCGGCCGGACCCCGCCUUCCAGCGGGCCUCGUUGACUCCGACGACGAGUUUGCGCUCGAAGCGAGCGACGAUCCGUUCGAUACCGGCUUCGUCGAGCGAGUUCUUCCAGCGACUGCCAAAGAAGACGACGAUUUUGACCCACGCGCCGAAGAGGGACUAGAAGAGGACGAGUUUGACUUUGAUCCGCGGGCGGAAGAAGCAAAGACACCGGUGCGGGUCAAGACCCCGGAUCUUUUCUCGGCCGAAGAGAACGCCAGCUCGAACUUGCAAGUGGUUGCUCACGAUCUGCUGUCCGGAAGCAAUACCGACUUGAGUAAUAUCUCGCAGACUCCGUUGGAGAUAACCGCUAGUGCUAGUGGUGAGGAGUUCAUCGAUCCGUUCGAUACAUCGGCGGUUAAUUCGAUCGUCGCACCCGGCAAAACCGAACUCCGAUAUCUGGAAGAGGAACUGCUCGCGGGAGGUGGACUGAAGCACUCGCUAAGCGAUCCGGACUUUGAUCCACGGGCGGGAGGUGAAUCUCCAGCACCACCGGAAGAUUUCACGAGCAUCGCCCAGAGGAAGUCUUCGUUGAGCUUGCACAUCAACGGCGCUGCAGCCAAGAACAAGACCGUCGGCUUUGCCGUUCCUACACCGGAUCUGCUGAAGAUCGACGGAGAUAACUCGAUCACCAAGAAACCGCUCACUCCGUACUACAACCGGGAAUCGUCGAUCCCGGAGUCGGAUCUAGCCGAUCCGUUUGAUACUUCGUUUGUACCGAGCUCCGCGCCGACUCAACUUGAGCUGAACCUUCUCGAACAGGAGCUGAACGACGCUACCUUGAAGCAUAGCUUGUCCGACCCGGACUUUGAUCCACGUGCAAGCACUCCCGGAGUCCAACCGCAGCAACCAAGCAAGUCCGAUCUUCUUGGAGUAGACGAAUCUUGCAGUCAGAAGGUUCUGACGCCGGCCGGUGUCAAAGCCGAAUCGCUCGAGGAGAUCGACCCGUUCGACACCUCGAUCGCCGUCAACAUCCAACCGGGCAGCACUGAGUUGAAGCUUCUUGAGAGCGAACUUAUACCGGCGCCGGUAGCUACCGUCGACCCGGAUAUCCUCUCCGGAUCCCAGGAGACCGGAGCGUUCUUCGUGAAGGUCCUCACUCCUCAGCCGAGCAACUCGAUCGACGAAACCGAGGUAGAUCCGUUCGAUACUUCGUUCGCCAACAACUUGGGACCGGGCAAGGCCGAGAUCAAGCUUCUGGAGAACGAACUAAUCGACUAAGGCAAACAA
This is a messenger RNA of Culex pipiens pallens (northern house mosquito), 2507 nucleotides long. RefSeq names its product protein stoned-A. The record is from RefSeq and is a predicted model, not a curated record. The transcript has 2 exons. The coding region runs from base 177 to 2498 and encodes 773 amino acids. Lineage: Eukaryota; Metazoa; Arthropoda; Insecta; Diptera; Culicidae.